AUGACCAAUGCCCCCGUUCAAGAGGACGGGAAAAUAUACGGGCUGGUCAUUGAGUUGAUGGACCCCAAUACGAGGGAGGGCGCGUUGCUUGAGCUGAGCAAGAAGAGAGAGCAGUAUGAUGACCUUGCCCUUGUUCUAUGGCAUUCCUUUGGAAUCAUGCCCGCUCUUCUGCAAGAAAUUGUCUCCGUCUAUCCUUUGCUCUCACCGCCAAACCUCACCGCCCACGUCUCGAACCGCGUCUGCAACGCCCUCGCUCUUUUGCAAUGUGUUGCGUCACAUUCAGAGACCCGUCAACUUUUCUUGAAUGCCCACAUACCUCUCUUUCUAUAUCCUUUCUUGAAUACAACAUCAAAAACACGCCCCUUUGAAUACCUCCGUCUUACUUCUCUGGGAGUUAUAGGCGCGCUUGUAAAACAAAACGACAAUAAUACUGUAAUCCACUUCUUGUUAUCCACGGAAAUAAUCCCCCUCUGCCUCCGCAUCAUGGAGACUGGAUCGGAACUCUCAAAAACGGUCGCUAUCUUUAUCGUUCAAAAGAUUCUUUUGGACGAGACGGGCCUGACGUAUAUCUGCCACACGUACGAGCGGUUCUACGCCGUCGGCACCGUCCUCAGCAACAUGGUCAACCAACUCGUCGAGACGCAAGCUGUGAGGCUUUUGAAGCAUGUUGUGCGCUGUUAUCUCCGGCUGAGUGAUAACCUGCGGGCUCGUGAAGCUUUGCGGGCAUGUCUGCCGGAACCGCUGCGUGACCAGACUUUCAAUACCCUAUUGAAGGGCGACAUGGUCACCAAACGCUGCCUUACGACGCUUCUGAAUAAUCUCAACGAACCGUAACUGUGAUGAUUUCCUACCACGGACAUUAUUUGCUCGCUCACAUAUCCAACAUUUGUUAUUUUGCAUGGUAGAAAGAUUAAAGUUGUACAAUCAUCUAAAAUGUAUUAUUCGUUGUGCUGGGAGCCCACCACAUC
This is a messenger RNA of Laccaria bicolor S238N-H82, 968 nucleotides long. RefSeq lists its product as uncharacterized. The coding region runs from base 1 to 834 and encodes 277 amino acids. The transcript has 6 exons. Gene Ontology annotation, cellular component: CCR4-NOT complex; CCR4-NOT core complex; P-body. NCBI's taxonomy places the organism in Eukaryota, Fungi, Basidiomycota, Agaricomycetes, Agaricales, Hydnangiaceae. Gene Ontology annotation, biological process: mRNA catabolic process; negative regulation of translation. The record is from RefSeq and is a predicted model, not a curated record.